Notolabrus celidotus (New Zealand spotty) is the source of this 4031-nucleotide messenger RNA. It is a transcript of the gene trappc12, whose product is annotated as trafficking protein particle complex 12. NCBI's taxonomy places the organism in Eukaryota, Metazoa, Chordata, Actinopteri, Labriformes, Labridae. Gene Ontology annotation, molecular function: protein binding. Bases 73 to 2568 code for a protein of 831 amino acids. Gene Ontology annotation, cellular component: Golgi apparatus; TRAPP complex. The record is from RefSeq and is a predicted model, not a curated record. The transcript has 12 exons.
CGUCCAGCUGACUCUCAGUACUGCGCAUGCCCUGUGGAGUACAAGCUGUCAUUCUGCAGUAAGAGCAUUAAGAUGGAUAGUGACGAGGCUCCAGCUCAGCGGCCUGUCACCUUGGACAUCACUGUAGAAGAUGUCACCAUUGAAACCCCAGCCCCAGAUCCUCCAGAGCCCACCACCAGUCAGACCCCCUUCAGAGACUCCCUCCUACCCCAGGAAGACAGCAUCGACCUGGGCGGGGAGUUUGUCACCCCGCAGGAGGACAGCAGUGCAACACCUUCAGAGAGCCUGCUGGAGAAGCUCAAUGACCAGAUGAUGGAGAGUGUCAUGAUUUCUGACUCGCCCAAUAACAGUGAGGAGGAUGAUGUGGCGCCCAUUGACUCUUUUCUGGAUGGAGGAAUUGAGGAGGAGGAGGAGGAGGAGGACGAGGAUGAGGACUUGGACAAGGAACAAGGGACUUUAUGCAUCACUCAGGAACUUGGUGAAAUUGGACAUAACACAACUGAGAUAACGGUUUCUGUGGAAGAUCAGGACAAAGAGGAGAAGGUAGAAGAGGACGCAAAGGAGCAGACAGAAACACAAGAGGAAGUUGUAGCUGUUGUUUCUCCAAUUGAGGACCUUCAGAGCCCAUCUGAUGUCAUAGUAGAGGAACUAGCGCUACAAGAAGCUAAAGGGACAACCCUGAAAAACGAGAAUGUGCCGGUGUGCACCAUAUUCAGCCAUGGAACCCAGCCAAAGUCUCUGGUGCCUGAUGGCUUCCAGCCCACUCUCAUCAAGUCCCCCAGCUUCAGCAUGGGGAGUGGUGGACCAAGCACCGAGGCAGUGACGCCCAGCAAGCAGACGCCCCCCCUUGUGUGUCAGCCAAGCCCCAGCCUCAGUAAGUUCUUCACCGACAACGGACAGUGCAACCCAGCCACUGACUUCUUUGAUUCCUUCACUGCCCCCUCUUCCUUUAUCUCUGUUUCAAACCCAAAUGCUGACAUCCCUCCUGGCUCCAGCCCUGCACCGAUCGCUCCCACUCCUGAGCGCCAGCUCUCCUCCACAUCCUCCUCCAUCUCCACCCCGGGAGGACCUCUGGAUUCUGGAGCUCCCACCCCUAGCUCAGUGUUCGGACCUGCCCCUCCCGAAUCAACCACUAAAGCCCAACAUCCUCCACCACAAACAGUCCCAGCUCCGUCUCAGACUCCGGCCAGUCAGCCCCAGCCCUUCAACCAGCUGUUCUCAGGCAGCGACGACCCGUUCGCGAAAGCCUUGAGUCUGAGUGAGGUGGACAGGCGCCAUGAUGCCUGGCUGCCGUCUGAGGAGACGAGGAAGGUGUUGAUUUCUGUGGCCACCCAGCAGUACAGCCCAGCUUUAGUGGAGACCAUCAGACUCACCAUGCCGGGACUCAAGUUCGACAACCUGCAGGGCGAUGCUGUAAAAGACCUGAUGCUUCGUUUCCUGGGAGAACAGGCAGCGAUGAAGCGUCAGGUCCUCACUGCCAACUCGGUGGAGCAGUCCUUCACAGGCCUCAAACAGCUCAUCAGCAGCAAGAACUGGCGGGCUGCGGUGGAUCUGACGGGCCGGCUGCUGACAGCUCACGGUCAGGGAUAUGGGAAAGCUGGCCAACCAACCUCCCACACCACCGACUCACUGCAGCUGUGGUUUGUGCGGCUUGGCCUCCUCACCAAACUGAACCUGCACCAAAACGCCGAGCUGGAGAUUGAGCCCUUCGGCAACCUGGACCAACCAGACCUCUACUAUGAGUACUACCCCACUGUGUACCCUGGGAGAAGAGGCUCCAUGGUGCCGUUCUCCAUGCGGCUGCUGCAUGCCGAGCUCCCACAGUACCUGGCCAAGCCCCAGGAGGCUCUGGACCGCCUGCACACUCUGAAAACCGUCUGCCUCGCUAUCCUGGAGAACUUGGAGAAAGGCUUGGCUGAGGAUGGCAGCAUGAUCACCUUAACACAGGAGAACAGGCAAGUGUCUCUCAAGCUGUGGCGGUCUCGCCUCAGCCGGGUCAUGUACUCCAUGGCCAACUGUCUGCUGCUCAUGAAGGACUAUGUUCUGGCUGUGGAGACGUAUCACUCCACCAUCCAGUAUGAACCCCAGCAGAGAGUGCAGCUGCUCAGCGGCAUAGGACGCAUCUUCCUCCAGAUCGGAGACGUUAAAACAGCAGAGCGGUAUUUCCAGGAUGUGGAGAAAACCUGGCAGAUGAAAGGGAGCCAGCCGAGUCACACCACAUGCGUGCUGAUGAACAGAGCCUUUGUCUACCUCAGUCAGAACAACUACACUGAAGCUCACGGGUCCUUCGCUGAAGUCUUGAAAAUUGACCCCAAGAACCCUGUGGCUAACAACAACGCCGCGGUGUGUUUGCUGUAUCUCGGCCGGCUGAAGGAGUCCCUGGGUCAGCUGGAGGGUCUGGUGCAGCAGGACCCGGCCCUCUACCUCCACGAGAGCGUCCUCUUCAACCUGACCACCAUGUACGAGCUGGAGUCGUCCCGCAGCACGCAGAAGAAGCAGGCGCUGCUGGAGGCCGUGGCCUGCCGGGAGGGCGACAGCUUCAACACGCAGUGUCUUAAACUGGUGUGAGAGGCAAGAGCAUGAACUGGAAGAUAACACACACACAACACACACACACACACACACACACAUCCUCCCCCUGUGUGAAAGGGAAUUAAAGCCCAGACGUGAGAUCUGUAGAGGGAAAAAGUGAAUGUGUACUGCUUGGUUUAGCUUCCAAAAAUCAUGUCAAUUUUCAUCUUUAGGAUUACUCUUUUAGAUUGAUGUGGAGGACCAAACAGAGGUGCACAUUUCUCUUUGUGUCAGCACAUUGAGGACUUCCUGUCCCCGUGAAGAGAGACCUGAUAAAGACACAACAGGAACACACACUAGAGGUCACCCACAGGACAUGUCUACUAAAGUCCAGUUUUAUUUAUCAGAUUUACGGGAUCGUUUGACCCUCAUGGAAAUUCCCAAACUAGAAGAUCGAAGCUGCUCUCAUGUCUGCACCGGAAACAUGAAGCUGUAAGGACGGUUAGCUUUAUUUAGCAUCACGAAUGGAAACAGGGAAUGAGUCAGAGUUGCUCUAACUUAACAAAAAGACGAUGAGAUGAUCAGCAGGCAGCUAGAAUAUUCAGCAGAAACAGAGAAGCAGUCUGGUGUCCUUUUAUUUUAGUUUAUUUUUAAUGUUUCUCUGGAGAUAUUUCAGUUAAAGAAACUACUUUUGACAUUUUUAAUUCAGACAUUACAAUAGGACCUCCUGCAGAAGAAUAAGGGACGAUUCAGAGCUCCACCAGGAGAGGUUUUUAACUCUAUGUGAGCAUUCAUGAUCAUGAGGGAGCUUCACUUUCUGCAUGGGAGCUUUAAACUUUCAUGCACAUUUUUAAUCCUGCAAAGAUAAAGACGUGCAGGAGUCUUUUUCCUUCCAGUGAGAGCAUAUCAAGCAUUACUUUACUAACCUCAUCGUGCAGCCAACACUCUUCAAUCUGCAAGUGAACCAACCAGCUGCAACUCCAGCUUCACAACGAGCGUGCAGACAUGACAGUAGCUUCCUUUUUUUCUUUACAUUAAUGAUGCAAAACGUAAAUAUAAUCACAGAAAGUGUCGAACUCUUCCUCUAAAGAUCAUCAGACUAACUCUUGUGGGACGAGCGCUGGUUUUAAGGGAGUUUCAGGCUCACGCUGUGAGACCUGACCCGGGCAUUAAGCUGAGCUUCAGUGUCGCUUUAAGACUAAUACACUACCACACUUCCUCUGCACACACCUGUACACCUGUAAACCACUCCACUUCACCUGCACAGGUGACUAUAACUCAUGCAGUGAACAGAUUAAGACGCGCUUCAGAUUACAUCACUUCCUGUCCUCUACACAGACUGUACAUUUGUACAUAUCAGAAAGGCUGAUUGUUUCCUGUUGAAAUAAUUAUAUCUAAAUUAAUGUCAUUUUUAGUGAUGCGUCCUCUUUGAUUCUGUUUACAAACUGUGCUGAUCAUAUUAAUGUAUAUUAUUAUAAAUAAUUUGUUUUUAUCUGAAAUAAAAACUCUUUUAAAUCUUC